Messenger RNA from Lytechinus variegatus (green sea urchin), 1856 nucleotides. RefSeq names its product UDP-glucuronosyltransferase 2B33-like. Bases 17 to 1834 code for a protein of 605 amino acids. Gene Ontology annotation, molecular function: UDP-glycosyltransferase activity. The transcript has 5 exons. Lineage: Eukaryota; Metazoa; Echinodermata; Echinoidea; Temnopleuroida; Toxopneustidae. The record is from RefSeq and is a predicted model, not a curated record.
CCCCAUCCCCAGUCAAAUGCACCCCCAUCUGAGAAUCGAGGUAACACACAUGCAUGCUUUUCUUCGUAGCGCAGCAGAACUCCGUUUUUGGCUCCGAUUUGCCUGCCAAUGGUUGCUCAUUGUGUGCUGCUUUACGUUUGGACGAAAAACGAUAGAGGAUUUCCUAAUAAGCUUGAUUAUAUGGAGCCGGACAAUCAAGGAAACCAACCGUUCGUUGAUUACAGAAGAUAACAAAAUGAAUCUUGGGGCAGAAAUGUUGUACAUUCUGAUCUCAUCGAUGUUCAUAUUCGACAAAGUGCAUUCGGCGAAUAUAGCUUUCUAUGGCGGGCCUGGAGUAGGCAGUCACUUCAGUUCAAUAACUGCUAUUGGCGAGGAGUUGGUUGGGCGUGGCCACAACGCCACCGCCAUCAUCAGCGGUGAAGUAACAUCCGUACCCAACGACGACAGAUACUCAAAACUCUUCAACUUUGUCAGAACAAAGCGCACCCCUUCAGAGGGGAGACUCAAGGAAAAGAUAGACUUUGUAGCCCGAGCCGCUGUCUCUGGUGAUUUUCUCGGAGAGUUUAGAAAGAAUAAAGAGGCGCUGCAUGAAUAUUGGUUAAAUGACUGUGACGAUAUGCUGCAAGAUGAUAAUUUCAUUAAUAGCCUAACCGAAGCCAGCGUAGACAUUCUUAUCAUUGAUCCCGUCUUUGGAUGCCCGAAUCUCCUACCAGUUAUACUCAAGAAGCCCUUCAUCUUCUUCUUUCCAACUCAUCUUGAAGAACACCUUGCUGAUGCUUUAGGUUCUCCUGUGAACAAUGCUAUACGACCGUCAUACUCGAGUAGUUUCCCGCUACGGAUGACGUUUUGGCAGCGUCUUCGCAAUUUUGUACGGGUAAAAGUAUUUCCAUCUUUUCUCACCAUGAGGAUGAAGAGCACUCAAGAUUACAUGGCUUUACGAAAUAUAUCUCCACAUUUAUCUCCCAUUGAUAUUUUCAACAAGGCGGAAUUACUUCUCGUCAACAUGGAUUUUGCCGUCGAGUUUCCCUUUCCCAUCGCACCGAAUGUAAUUCCGGUCGGUGGCGUCACAACCAAACCUGCCAAGCCGCUUGAACAAAACCUUGAGGAGUUUGUCCAAAGCUCUGGUGAAGAUGGUAUUAUCAUCUUCACCAUGGGUUCUUACGCAACCUACAUGAAGGAGGAGCUUAUUAAAGAGUUUAUAACGGCAUUCUCACGACUACCUCAAAAGGUCCUCUGGAAGACUAGUCGCAAUUUCUCCGAAGAUAUCAACCGAUUCAAGUUCAAACCGAUGACGUGGAUGCCACAGAAUGACCUACUUGGUCACAACAAGACAAAGCUAAUCAUCUUUCAAGGAGGAAACAACGGGUUCUAUGAAGUCGUUUAUCAUGGUGUACCGUGCGUGGUCAUCCCCCUACUCGAGGAUCAGUACGACAUCGCUUCAAGGAUUAUCCAUCACGGAAUGGGAACGAAGCUCGAUUACCACACUCUAAACGCUGAAAAGAUCGAAGAGGCAGUCAGAACAGUGUUAGAAAAUACGAGUUACAAAGAUAACGCAGCAAGGAUAUCUUCGAUGUACAGACAUCGCACGAUGAGGCCCGUUGAGAAAGCAGCUUUCUGGGUUGAGCACGUGAUCCAAUAUGGCGGCACUCAUCUUAAAUCUAUCGCGGGAGAAGUGCCCUGGUACCAAUACCAUCUGGUCGACGUUAUUGCUUUUCUCACCUUUUGCCUUUCUAUAAUAUUUAUCAUUUUAAUUUUCGUUUUAAAAAUAACGAUAAAAUUAAUAAGCAGUAUGUGGAGGAAAUAUCGACAUGUAAAUGAAAAGAAAGAUGAUUAGCGUAUAGGCACAUUCCUAAGAU